Hibiscus syriacus is the source of this 1087-nucleotide messenger RNA. RefSeq lists its product as uncharacterized. NCBI's taxonomy places the organism in Eukaryota, Viridiplantae, Streptophyta, Magnoliopsida, Malvales, Malvaceae. The coding region runs from base 1 to 1035 and encodes 344 amino acids. Gene Ontology annotation, molecular function: glycerol-3-phosphate O-acyltransferase activity. The transcript is spliced from 10 exons. The record is from RefSeq and is a predicted model, not a curated record.
AUGAAGGCCGCCAGUGGCUGCUGUAAGAUUCCUUUUCCUUUUGCGACGCCUACUUGCUUGAAGUGUAGGGGCGGAGGUCUGAUUUCAAUAAACCCAGCCUCGCCCUCUCCGUCUUCGCCUGCUCUUCGCCUUUCAUCAUUUCAAGGUCUAAGAUUGUACAGUGGAAGGGGGAUAGAUGUUGUUGCUGGAGCUACAGCUGGAGAAGGAGUGAAUGGAACUUCGGAGACGGCGUCAUUUGAUCCUUAUAUGGAAGAAAUGGAUAUCGUUUUUCAAAGUGGAGAUCUCGCUGCUGUUGAAGUUGUGUUGUCGAACAUGGCUGUUGCACUUGACCGUGUGCUUUUGGAUGUAGAGGGCAUGGAUUCGAGCAUGGCCAGCAUGGGCGACGACAGCAUUGGUUUCGGUGGAUGGCAGACCAUCAUGGGUCUUCCUCGGAAAAAAAUUGGAGACAUUCCAGAGGAAAGACGCCAUCGAUUGCUGCAAUUACUCAAUCCCAGGCUUAUUUCGAUAGCUUGGGAGAUAGCUGGCACACGAUUUCAUGACCCUAAAUUAGUGAACAAAACUGCUUCCAACAUUCUAUAUGAUAAAGACACCACAAUUCCCUUUCAAGUCUUUAACUGUCCAUUUCUUAUUGCUUGGAUGAAAUACUUCAAAAAGACUAUAUUUUGUGGCAAUAAUGGGAAGACAUAUGGACUUUUUAUUGGUGGAUCAAUUGUGGGUCAUUUUGCGAAUCAGUUAUGCCCGUUGUAUUUUGAGGUGACUCAGACAAAAGAAGUAAUGUCAACUGAACAGCCCUGUGAUUUGGCCUACGAAUUUGGGGAUGGUCUCUUGGAUCUCGAUGAAUAUCCAAGUCACUUUCCCAAGCCAGUGAAACAUCUAUAUCCGUUCAAUGACGAGGUUGUGAUAUACAUUCGGCAUAUAGGGCCUGGUGUUUUGGUGGGGCAAGCAUGGCAGGAAGGUAAAAAAUUAGACCAAGUGCCACAGAAGUUAUGUGGGGAGAUUUUGAUGGUAAAAGAAUAUGCUCCACGAGCAAAUUAGGUAAAAAAAAAAUCAUGUGGUUUUGUUUUGUCAUUUGAAGAAGUGCAUAAAU